Molecule: messenger RNA, 1320 nt
Organism: Impatiens glandulifera
Lineage: Eukaryota; Viridiplantae; Streptophyta; Magnoliopsida; Ericales; Balsaminaceae
Product: benzyl alcohol O-benzoyltransferase-like
Exons: 1
Coding region: 1-1320 (439 amino acids)
Source: RefSeq, a predicted model, not a curated record
AUGGCGAAAUCCUUAGUGUUUACGGUGAGAAGACAGGCAGCAAAGUUAGUGCCUCCAGCUAAGAGCACUCCUUGUGUCCAAUUGGGUCUUUCCGACUUCGAUAACAAUAAAGGAGUUCGCUAUCAAAUAGAGAACAUGUUGUUAUACUCCCGCCUCGAGCAUGCAACAAUGAUCCAAAGAGAUCCAGCUAUGGUCAUGAAGGAAGCCCUCGCUCAGGCCCUUGUUUAUUACUAUCCAUUAGCCGGUCGCUUAAGGGAAGGCUCAGGAAGUAAGCUUUUCGUUGAAUGCACCGGUGAAGGAAUCUUAUUCAUUGAGGCUGAUGCCGAUAUCACCCUCCAGCAAUUAACCAACCUUGUUCAACCUCCUUUUUCGAACUUUGAGGAGUUUCUUUAUAAUGUCCCUGGCUCUGCCAAUAUCAUAGGUUGUCCAUUGCUGUUAAUUCAGGUAACACGCCUCAAGUGUGGGGGCUUUGUCUUUGCAAUCCGUUUGAACCAUGUUCUAGGUGAUGCCGCAGGAUUUGGGCAGUUCUUGGUCGCUGUCGGGGAACUAGCACGAGGUCAAAAACUCUCUGUAGAGCCUGUAUGGAAGAGGGAGCUUCUAAACGCUAGGGAUCCACCGCCAACAGUAACGCCGCACCAUGAAUCAACAAAUGUUUCCGUUGAUAAGACUGUUCUACACUCUUUGUUUUUUGGACGCACGGAAGUGGAAGCUUUGAGGAAACUUGUCCCUCAAGAACUGCAAGGCUGCACGAUGUUCGACUUGAUGGCGGCCUGCCUAUGGAGAUGUCGAACCAUCGCUCUCGGGAUUCACCCAGACGAUGAAGUGCGGCUGGUUAUCUUAAUGAACGCCCUCAACAAGUUUCAACCACCUCUUCCUUCCGGUUACUAUGGCAAUACGGCUGUAACACCGUCGGCGUUGUCAACUGCGGGGAAGCUAUGUAGGAACCCUCUAGGUUAUGCGGUAAAUUUGGUUAUGAAAGCAAAAAGGGAGGUCACGGAAGAAUACUUGAGGUUGUUAGUCCUCAAAGGGCGACCUUACAUCACGACUGAGAACAACUAUUUUGUUUCAGACUUGAGGAAUUCUGGGUUCUCAAAAAUUGACAUUGGCUGGGGGAAACCUUGCUAUGGAAGAGCACUCAAGUGCUUUGAGUGGGAGAGUAUGUUCAUACCCACUAAGAACGAAAGAGGCGAGGUUGGGCUAAUGGUGCCAAUAUGGCUUUCAGAGCCAGCCAUGAAGGUAUUUCAGGAGGAGCUCCUAAGCUUGCUAAAACAUUCUUCUCAACAAAAUCAUCAUUGUUUCAACUCAAAGUCUUCCAUAUAA